Messenger RNA from Owenia fusiformis, 3211 nucleotides. The record is from the annotation of a GenBank genome assembly. Lineage: Eukaryota; Metazoa; Annelida; Polychaeta; Sabellida; Oweniidae.
UGGGGAUACUCCUCAUUUACAAUGCCUGCAUCACAGAAAUUCAUGCUCAGACUGUAUCUACUGAGAACACUGCUCAAACUGGACAAGAGGCUCAAUCAGUUAUUGUAGAACCCAAAUCAAAGUGUGAUACAUCUGCAUUCAAACACAUUGAAGGUCAGAGCGGGUGUCAGAGUGAACACAAUCAGUUGCAGGACUCUAAAGGGAUGAGAAAAGAUACACAUUUAACCAUAAAGGAUGCUCAAAUGCCACAGAAAUCUCAAACUAAAGAACAGAAUCAGUCCAUGAAGAACAAUGAAUUAAAAACAAGUGUGACUGAGAAUUGUGACACUACGGAAUAUUGUAGAAAGGAAGCUGAUACCAAGAAAGCUAACACUAAAACAUUUAACACAAAUAGUAAAGGAGAAUCAGAUAAAGCUAUUACUCAACAACCUGAGAAAAAUACUGAACAGAAAUCUGAAAGCGUAACAUCAGUCAAUCAAGAAGACAAUGACACAGGGGUGAUGCCCAAGAAAGAACGAUUUGUUGUAUACCAAUGUCAUGGCCAUUGUGCAGGGUGGGGAGACAGAACACGUUCUAUCAUCAUAGCCUACCUCAUUGCUCUACUGAUGAAACGCUCCUUUAUACUGGACAUAACUGAUCCAUGUAGUCUAGAUGGUGUACUUGUACCAAAUAAAGUUAACUGGGCAAGGAGACUACCAAAUGGGCUUUCCAUUGUUGAUGUAGAACACUAUGUUAAUACAUUGCCUUCAAAACCUUUCGCUGACUUAAUAAGCCAAGAUAAAGACUUGAAUGACAUUUUCCCAGAAGAUGUUGUUACCAUAAAAAGCCCAAUAGCAAUAGUUGAACAGUUUGCACGAAAUCCAAGACAUCACAAAGUGCUUGCAUCAUUGGGGUAUGAUAUGUCAAGGUUUACUCAAUGUAGAAUGUAUGCUAUAUUUUAUGAUGAAAUUUUCAAGUUGAGUCCAAAACUCCAACAUGAGCUUGAUAUAUUUAUAUCAAAAUCCAAAAUACAGGAAGGUGGUCAGCUAAUAUGUGCACAGUUGAGAAUGGGAGGCCCAUAUAUAAAAGGAGACAUGAAAUUUAACGACAUGGAAGACCUUACAGUUGUGUGGGAUUACAUUAAACAAUGUAUAACUCCUGAUACAACUGUGUUCAUCACAUCUGAUGCUAAUGAAGUCAGGCAACAGGCAAAGAAAAUAUUUUCUAAAAGAUGGAUUGAUCAUGAGGGGUUUUCAUCUCACAUAGGAUCUGGGGAAAGGGAGUUAAGAUGUAAAGGACAGAGGAAAACUAUUUUAGAUUUCCAUUCGUUGGCCCUUUGCGAUUCGUUGAUUGUAAGCACUGGGACUUAUGGCCAGUUGGCAGCUUAUAGAAGACAGCAAGGAUUCAAUGACUUUCACAUUUUUAGCAAGAAGAAGAUACACUAAACGUCAUUUCUGGAACACCAGGCCAGGAAGGUGUUAUUCCUAGCACCUGAUUAAAUAGCACUACCUCUGCUUUUGCGUUUAUUUCAGACAACAGUUCCAGUUGUUACAUUGCUUAAAACUUCUUGAAGACAAUAAAAUUUGGUUUCAUAUUCAAAUAAAUCUUUUUUCAAAAGUGCAAAAAUGUGUAUAUAUGACAAGGAUUGAUAUCACAGGGUGGGAAUGUCUAGUUUUGGUAAAGCCUAAAUCACUUCAAAAUCUUGAAAAAGUGCAAGUUAAUUUUGCACAUUUAUUUCAGAAUGUGGUCUAUAUCUAAAAAAGGGUCUUGGCCAUAUUUACAGUAAUUUGGCACUAUUCAUCCACCAUAUUUAGUAUUUCCAACAUGCUUGUAUGUUUUUCACUCUAUUUUGGGGAAUAUAAACAAGUUUUGUUUCACUAUACAUUAAAAAGUAUAAUUGAUAUAAAUGACUUCAAAUUAAAAAUUUGGUUUCUGAACUCAAAGAUGUCAAUUUGGAAUUGAACUUAGUGCUAGUUUGAGAUUAUUUCAUGAUAUAAAUGCAAAAUGAAAAUAAAGUACUUACAUUUAUCACAUAUACAAGGCACCAAUCCUUUGCUCUCACAGAAAUUCACGCAAGCCCCAUUUAUACAAGUACCAUUCUCUACGCACUCUGUACCAUUAUCUUUGCUUAUGGGUGGUGGACAGACAGUGGUUCUCCCAUCACAGUAAGCUUUACCCUCACACGUGGCAUCAAUUUCUGCCUCUUCUUGACACACCUCAGUAGUUGGGGCAAUCUGACAGCCAAUGCAGCAUACCGUAUUGUAAGAACUGUAAUAAGAAUUCAGACAUCAUUUUAUACAAAUCUAUACAUGCAUAACGUGCAAAUACAUCAGGACAUCAAUGGUUCUCUGCAAACUUCUAGCAUCAUUUUAAUACACAUCUUUCCAUUUGAAUUCUGAAAAUUAAUCAUCGGAUAUUUGGGGAAAAACUUGACAUUGCUAUAAAAAUGCCCAAGAACAAGUGUACUAACCUGCACUUUGCAUUUGGUCUGAGAUAACAGUUAGGAGUACAACAAGGGUCCAUAUCCUUCUUUCCAUUAACGCCAGCAUCACAUUCCUCUCCCUCCUCCACCUUAGAGUUACCACAGAACUUAGCAGCUUUCUCUGAAACAAGAGGAUUUGACUUUUCAAUAUACUUCCUCAUGCUUUUAAAUUCAUAGUUUUAUUUAUAUUAUAGAUUCAUUGCUAACUGUAAAAGGAUCUGAAAAGAGACUAUGUUUAAAUUCCUCUCAUUGAAAUUACGAUGACAGCAAUAAAUAGUGUAACAUUUUGGCAGUAAAAAGCAUAUAUGAUAAUGUCCACCUUACAAUUCUAAUUUUAUUUUCUAAAAAUACUUUGAAAUAUCUGAGUUACCGAUAAUCAAGCUACAAUUCAUUAAAACAAAAAAAAUUACGCAGGAAAUUCUAUAGUUCUAUAUGUAAAAAGAAGUAAUAAGCUUGAACUUCUAAAACUUCCGAAAAAACAAAGCCUAAUGUUGACAGAGGGAACACUUUUCUUAUCACAAUUAUAUAUACACCUUUCCAUUAGCAGUCCAACAUAAUGGCCAGGUUAUAGAACGUCUACUUACGUGUGAAACAGAAAUCUGAUUUUGCCUCCAAUACACUGGAAACAAACCUCUUACUGCAUGGAGAGAAAUACUGAAAGAAACAAGACAUGAUGACACUCAGAUAACAGUUUUUACCAUGAACAAACUAAUGAGUAAAAUGUCAUUUGUUUAAAAAAUAUGGAUUUCA